Molecule: messenger RNA, 1983 nt
Organism: Vitis riparia (riverbank grape)
Lineage: Eukaryota; Viridiplantae; Streptophyta; Magnoliopsida; Vitales; Vitaceae
Product: VAN3-binding protein-like
Exons: 7
Coding region: 57-1442 (461 amino acids)
Biological process (GO): phloem or xylem histogenesis; leaf vascular tissue pattern formation; auxin-activated signaling pathway
Source: RefSeq, a predicted model, not a curated record
UUCCUCUAUAAAGCGGCGACCCCUACCCAAAAAUUUAACCUGCGCACCAACCCCCCAUGGACAAAACCGUCGGCGAUCCUUGGAAAUCGGAUACCGGCCUUUUUCGGCCGCCGGAGACCCCUCGUGAGCCCAUGGAAUUUCUCUCUCGCUCCUGGAGCGUGUCGGCUUUGGAAGUUUCUAAGGCUCUGGCUCCUACUCAGAUGCAAGCGCUUUCCAAGACGUUGAGUGGCGGCGGCGGCUUUGCCAUACCGGAGGACAUCGCCGGAGAGCUGGAGGAGGCGGCUAUUUCUGGGAACCCAUUUUCCUUUGCAUCUUCCGAGACCUCCCAACUCGUUAUGGAACGUAUAAUGUCACAGUCGCAGGAGGUGUCCCCGCGCACUUCAGGCCGUCUCUCACACAGCAGUGGCCCCCUCAACGGAACUCAGAGUUGUGGCUCCUUAACGGACAGCCCCCCAGUCUCUCCCUCUGAAAUCGACGAUCUCAAGUUUUGCCGCUCCAACAACCCUGUUAAUACCCAGUACAGACCAGCCACCGCAGCCACCACUGGCAAGACCGUCGGCAGAUGGCUCAAGGACCGCAAAGAGAAGAAGAAAGAGGAGACUAGAGCCCAGAAUGCCCAGCUCCACGCCGCUGUUUCUGUCGCUGGAGUGGCGGCUGCCAUCGCCGCAAUAGCAGCCGCCACAGCUGCCUCCUCCGGAGCCGGAAAGGACGAGCAGAUGGCGAAGACCGACAUGGCGGUCGCCUCUGCCGCCACUCUCGUCGCUGCCCAGUGCGUGGAGGCCGCCGAGGCAAUGGGCGCCGAGCGCGAACACCUCGCUUCGGUGGUCGGAUCCGCCGUCAAUGUUCGAUCUGCCGGCGAUAUCAUGACCUUGACGGCCGGCGCAGCCACAGCUCUUCGGGGGGCAGCCACAUUGAAGGCAAGGGCGUUAAAGGAAGUUUGGAAUAUAGCAGCAGUAAUUCCGGUGGAUAAGGGGAUGGGAAUUGGUGGUGGCAACGGCAGCAAUGGUAAUUCUAAUAGUAGUUACAGUGGUGAGCUCGUUGCUGAAGAAAACUUCCUAGGAAUCUGCAGCAGAGAAUUACUUGCUAGAGGCUGUGAACUUCUCAAACGCACCCGAAAAGGCGAUCUUCAUUGGAAAGUUGUCUCAGUUUACAUCAACAGAAUGGGUCAGGUGAUGCUUAAGAUGAAGAGCAGACAUGUCGCUGGGACCAUCACAAAAAAGAAAAAGAACGUGGUGUUGGAGGUCUGUAAAGAUAUGCCAGCUUGGCCUGGCCGCCACCUACUGGAGGGCGGGGAGCACCGGCGAUACUUCGGACUGAAGACGAUACAGCGGGGAGUUAUAGAGUUCGAGUGCAGGAACCAGCGGGAGUAUGAUAUAUGGACUCACGGUGUUUCCCGGCUCCUCACCGUUGCUGGAGAAAGAAACAACAGACAUAGAGUUUGAGAUUUCUCAAGCGAAGAAAUGAGUGGGGUACAAACUGGAUAAAAACAUUGGGGAAAGGUUUUCUGGCCCUUUGAACUUACCAGAUGUUGUAUAAUUUGGUGGGGCAGUGUUUUUUCUUUUGUUUUUUGGGUUUCUACUGUAUAAAGCAGAAAUUAAAGAUAAGUUAUCCAAAUGGGUUUCUUUAAUUUUGAUGAGAAUAUGUUCAUGGAUUUUGUUCUUAAUUUUGAACUGGAAAAGUAAAGUGUUGUGGAUCGCAAAGCAAGGACACCACCAUGUGUCUCAAGCUUCUCUGCUGGGGAAAGAAAAGGAGUAUCUUGGACUGGGGCAGUCAAAAGAGAAGAAAGGAAUCCCAUUUUGAGAAAGAAUAAUACAGAAGAUAAAGACAUGCCCAAUCCUAUGUGCUUUGUUGAUUCAUGUGAGUGGUUUUUUUGCCUUUACUAGAUUUUUAGGCUUACUUUAACAUUUUGAUUAGGUGGAAACGCUAAUUGUCUUGAUCUGUAAUCUUUGCACUUUAUAUAUAAUAAAUUAUUGUUUGGAUUAA